ACCUUUCAUCCUCCACCUAUCCCUCGCCUCCAAUUACCUACACCUACACCUAUCUACCUACUUAACAUCCCUUCCAACCCAAUGGCCACCAACUAACCACCCACCAAAUCCCUCCAAACGACAUCACCGACACCAUGUCCUCCGAACUACGCCAACGCCAGAAACAAUCCUCAUCCUCCAAAUCACCCCCCAAACCCAAACCCUCCACCCCAUCCAACAACAACAAUGCCCGCGGCAUCUCCAUCCUCGACUUCCUCCGUGUCCUAGCGACACUCAUAAUCGCCACCCUCGGCCUAUCCUACUACAUGACAGGAUCCGAAUCCGUCCUAUUCGGCUACAGACCCUGGUUCACACGAUGGCCCGUCGUCCUCCGCUACAUUGAAGGUCCCCUAACCCUAACCCCCUCCCAACUCUCCCUCUACAACGGCACCGACCUGACCCUCCCAAUCUACCUCUCCGUAAACGGCACCAUCUUCGACGUCUCCGCCAACCCCCUCGUCUACGGCGCAGGCGGCCACUACAACUUCUUCACGGGGAAAGAUGCCACCCGGGCUUUCGUGACCGGUUGCUUCAAGGAAGAUCUGACGCCUGAUAUGCGAGGCGUAGAGGAGAUGUUCAUUCCGAUUGAUGACCCGGAGGAAGAGAAGAAGUUGAGUAGUGGGGAGAGGAAGACGAGGAGGGAGCAGGAUUUGAGAAUCGCGAGGCAGAGAAUUGCGAAGCAGGUGGCGCAUUGGGAGGGGUUUUUUAGGAAUCAUAAGAGGUAUUUUGAGGUGGGGAAGGUGGUGGGCAUUGAGGAGUUUGUUGAGGAGGAGAGGGCGAGGGAGGGGGGAAGGUCAGGGAGCUUUGUACGGCGGCGAGGCAGCAGAGGGGGAGGAGGGAUGCUGCUGGGAAGAAGUAGAUAGAGG
Aspergillus sclerotioniger CBS 115572 is the source of this 905-nucleotide messenger RNA. Its product is annotated as putative heme/steroid binding domain protein. The coding region runs from base 135 to 902 and encodes 255 amino acids. The transcript has 2 exons. Lineage: Eukaryota; Fungi; Ascomycota; Eurotiomycetes; Eurotiales; Aspergillaceae. Gene Ontology annotation, cellular component: membrane; endomembrane system. The record is from RefSeq and is a predicted model, not a curated record.